AUGAACACGAACGGCAAUAUUGGCUCGCAGGAGGGCGGUAACGGUACCGAUUACGGUUCCACCGAGGAGACGGCCGCCCUGUUAAGCAGGGGGCCACCUCCGCCGGUCGUGGUCCCAGCGGCGGUGUCUCAGGGCAAGCCGGUGCUCACGCGACAGGAUCGAACGACCUUUCUGGUCGCUUCGCCGCAGUUGUCCGUUUCGGGGCUCGGCGGCUCCGAGGAGAGCGGUACGAACGAGGACCCGGCCACGAGAUCGGUACCGGACAUCGAGCUGCACUGCCGACUCGACGGUGACGUACAGCCGCAGUCAUUGUCGCCCCAGCCGCAACCGCAAACGCAGGUUCAGCUGCCGGUCGCGACCACCAUAUACCGGUCCAGGCAGUCCUCGCAUCAGCACAAGUGUCGCUGCGACCGAAGGGACUCGCUCGCCCCUUCGUCCGCCUUCCAUCUUGCGCGCAGCGUUUCCAGGGAAAGCGUGAAGAGCGGGCACCACUGUUGCCCGUGCCAGGCCCAUCCGCCGUUGGUUCUCGUCACAUCGUCGCCGAGCACGCGGAUAAUACGGCAGAGCUCGCAACCGGAAGCGUCCGCGUGCUGUUGUUCCGGAUGUUGUUGCCCUCUGCACAGCGGCACAGCGCCGAGUGCUGCCUCCCUGCGGCAGCUACGGGAGCCCGGGGACGGAAUCGCUGGCAUUGCUGCGGACUCGUUGCGGAUCAAUGGCGGGAUUCGACAAUUCCGACAGUUCCCGUGGUGGUGCAAAUCGUCGUCGACGACAAUGCCGACGACACCUCCGCCGCCCAUGGGUAUGGGACUCGGUUCCGGCUCCGGUAUGCAGGGCGCCCAGGGGGUCGUACUCUGUCCACGUACGCUGUCGCAGGUCCGACGAUCACGGCUACGAAGGGCCCUCACCGAGGCGACCGCCGAGACCGUCAACUACGUCAAGACGCUACGGAAGCCAGUGUCGACUCUCUCGAUCCCGGGGGCGAUGAAGAACAGCGGCGGCGUGGCCGGUGGGGGCAGCGUGGGUGGCGCCGGGGGCGUCGGCGGGUGUGCUGGUUGUGGUGGCGGGGGUGCCGCUGGGACCGGCGAGGACGCCGGUAUCGCCCUGGUUGGCGUCCACUCGGAGCACCCGGGGCUGGCCGGUGACGGCCAGAUGAAGUCGCGCCGUAUAAGGCCCGGCCUGAAGUACAAACCGAACGUCGGCUACCGGCUGGGCAGACGGAAGGCCCUGUUCGAGAAACGGAAACGCAUCAGCGACUACGCGCUGGUCAUGGGCAUGUUCGGGAUCAUUGUGAUGGUCAUCGAGAACGAACUGUCCAGCGCCGGUGUCUACACCAAGGCCUCGUUUUACUCGACAGCAUUGAAAACCCUGAUCUCUGUGUCUACUGUGAUACUGCUUGGCCUCAUAUUUGUUUACCAUGCCUUAGACGUUCAGUUGUUCAUGAUCGAUAACUGCGCGGACGAUUGGCGGAUCACGAUGACCUGGCAGAGGAUCGCGCAGAUUACACUCGAGUUGGUAAUCUGCGCGAUCCACCCGAUCCCAGGGGAGUACUACUUCUUGUGGACGACCAAGCUGGCGAACAAGGGCGGUGACUUCGGCUCGAAAUGGGUACCUUACGACGUCACCCUCUCGCUGCCGAUGUUCUUCAGACUCUACCUCAUCUGUCGCGUAAUGCUGCUGCACUCGAAGCUGUUCACCGACGCCUCGUCCCGCAGCAUAGGGGCCUUGAAUCGUAUUAACUUCAACACCAGGUUCGUCUUGAAGACACUGAUGACCAUCUGUCCGGGCACCGUGUUGCUAGUCUUCAUGGUCUCGCUAUGGAUCAUCGCUUCCUGGACGUUACGUCAAUGCGAGAGGUUUCAUGACGAGGAGCACGCGAAUCUCCUUAAUGCUAUGUGGCUCAUCGCUAUCACGUUUCUGAGCGUCGGUUUCGGUGACAUCGUGCCCAACACGUACUGCGGUCGAGGUAUAGCCGUUUCCACCGGAAUAAUGGGCGCCGGAUGCACGGCCUUGCUGGUGGCGGUUGUUUCCAGGAAGCUCGAGCUCACAAGGGCGGAGAAGCACGUUCAUAACUUUAUGAUGGAUACGCAAUUAACGAAAAGGCUGAAAAACGCCGCGGCGAACGUGUUGCGCGAGACGUGGCUAAUUUACAAAUACACACAGAAGGUGAAACGUGUCAAUCCGGGACGUGUUCGAACGCACCAGCGGAAGUUUCUGUUGGCUAUAUACGCACUCAGGAAAGUCAAAAUGGAUCAACGAAAGUUAAUGGACAACGCCAACACGAUCACGGAUAUGGCCAAGACGCAGAACGCGGUGUACGAGAUCGUCUCGGACAUGAGCAGCCGUCAGAACGACCUCGAGAGCCGUCUGGAGGACCUGAGGGUCUGGCAGCUUGGCCUAGAAGAUAAACUGUCCGGCCUUCAGGGUCAGCUGAUGAUGCUGCCGGAGGAGCUGACCAGGUGCCUAGACCAACAUGCCGAGCGUAUAGACAAGAGACGGAACUUCCUUCACCCGGACACCGCGGUCCCGAUGACGACAUCUGGCGGCGGUGGCGUUGUCUGCGUAUCUCCUGGGAACAGCCUCUCCCCAGUGAUACCAGGCGAACCAAGCAAACCAAACGCGCCCAGCACCAAGUCCCUAUACCCGUGGUCGGCCAGCCCGAUACUGCCACCGGUCUCGAGCCGUACGCCUCGGCUGGUGGCGGAAACAGGGAAAUCGAACUCCACGGUGGUCACGACGACACAGUCGCAAUCGGCCACCAGGCUCACCUCGCAGUCCGGCGUUGGAGGAAUGGGCAACAGCCAGGGGUCCGACAAGUCUGCACACAGCUGA
This is a messenger RNA of Dufourea novaeangliae, 2829 nucleotides long. RefSeq names its product small conductance calcium-activated potassium channel protein (gene SK). The coding region runs from base 1 to 2829 and encodes 942 amino acids. Gene Ontology annotation, biological process: potassium ion transmembrane transport. Gene Ontology annotation, molecular function: small conductance calcium-activated potassium channel activity; calmodulin binding. Lineage: Eukaryota; Metazoa; Arthropoda; Insecta; Hymenoptera; Halictidae. Gene Ontology annotation, cellular component: neuronal cell body; plasma membrane; neuron projection. The transcript has 11 exons. The record is from RefSeq and is a predicted model, not a curated record.